Messenger RNA from Oppiella nova, 2989 nucleotides. NCBI's taxonomy places the organism in Eukaryota, Metazoa, Arthropoda, Arachnida, Sarcoptiformes, Oppiidae. The record is from the annotation of a GenBank genome assembly.
AUAAGCACGAAGUCUACUGUCGUUCAGUUGAGAAGAGGUGGCCUUAAGUCAAAGCAGGCGCCCAUCCCUCCCAAGCGCACCAGCAGUUUCCGUGACUCCACAUAUCAGGACAAACCUCUGGGCGACGACGAGAUACUGGAGGGCGCGAGAGAGACGAUGAAUGGCAUCGAAAAGGUGUUUGAAUCGCUGAGCAAAGAGCUACAGUACGACGAGCAACAGAUUGCCAUCGAAUCGGAGAACUGUUUUCAGACACUGGAAGAGUUGCACUCCAGGAACAGGGCGUCCGGGAAGGGGAAGAAGAGUAAGAGUAACUCCAAGUCCAGACGCGACGACUUGGAGGGCAGUCAUCGCAAAGUACAGGUCGCCUCCCUUGAUGUGCAUAACGUGAAGCGUGCGAUCAAUCGUUACGGAACUCUACCCAAAGGCGCCAGAAUUGGCGCUUAUUUAGAGUCAUUACGUCAGUCACAACCAGACCAACAGCCCCUCGAUUCUGUCAACGAGAAUGUGUUUGAAUCUGAUCUCAUGUCUCCUAUCGACUACUCAAUCGGUGCCGAACCCAGCAUUGCUGUCGCGACCAUCGGUAGGCAUGUCUCCAAAAACAGAAGUAAAUCCAAAGAUAACCGCUAUUCGGACGAUAACAACGGCCGCUAUUCAUUCCGGGGUUAUCUGCAGCGCCAGAAGUCUGAUUUGACUCAUUCCAGAGGCGUCGACACCUACGACACGGAUCUCCUAAACGACAGAAUCGUUUUGAGUAAUAACUCCAAUAAUCUAAACAAAACCAAACAUUUAAACUCAAAGCCAGUGGCGUCUCCGCGACUGCCGCGCAAUACUCAACGAACCAGUUCUCAGCGGAAGUCCUCAUCCGCUGCUAAGUCAUCCCAACCGCCGCAGACGGCCUCCAGCAGUAAUCGGCAGCCAAUGUCUGUCGAUAACGAACUCAAUGGCAAUAAAUUACUCCUUAAUACUAGUGCUCGACGUAAUAGUGAUAACGCAAUCCCAUACGAAACCAACGCAGACCUGCCGUCACCGCCAGCGCCCUUCGGCUCGAAUGCAAUACGCCGUACGCUGAAGAAGCAGCACCGGCCCAAAGACAGGCCUCCCAGUCCUCCACCCCCUGGCAUGACUCGCAGCGGCUCUUUUGAUUAUUGUGAUCACAACAUGAAUCAACAGAACAGUGUCACGAGUACUCCCAGUCCUGAACACAAAGGAGUAAGGCACAGUGACGGCGGAACGUCUCCACCCGAUCCCUAUCCCGAAGAGAGGGAGAACGGAGUGGAUGUCGCGACUGAAGACAUGAAAUCAAAAUCGAAUUCAAGUGACUUAUUAUCGGAAAGUAAUAAUCGACUGAAAGCUGCCGUAGACUCCCAUAAGAGUCCGGCCGCACAACUGGUGUCCGAAUUAUUCGAGAGCUUCAAAAUGAAGGCCCAGAAGAAAAGGGCGGAAAUGGAGACGGAAUGUGAGCCAAAGGCGUCGGUCGUCACCGCAGAGCCGUCGGUCACAAGCAAAGAGUCGAAAGACAACAUCGAGUCCGUCAAGAAUAAUAAGUUUGUCGUGAAUUGCAAUCAAAAGCAGUCGAAAUCAUUUCUGAGACGAUUUCAAUCGAAACCGGGGCCCGACUAUCCGGCACCGGCCCCUCCAGUUCAGGCACAGACCAGUCCUAAAGGUGGACCCAUUUUGUCAUCCCCUCCACCAGCGGAGCGAUGCAGUGGUUAUGACGCUGACGAUGAAGGCAAACGUCAUUCUUCGAGUAGUAUAACCAGCCUUAAGAAGUUAUGGGAAUCACAGUCUAGUAAUAGUAAUAAUUUAAAUAAUCUGAAUGUCACUAAUAAUGAGAACAAUUGUGAAUCUAAUAUAACCGCUAAGAGUAGCGAUAACUCGGCGGUUACUGCCGGCCCACUGAAGAACAAGUCUUCGCAAAGUCCCAAAAUUAAUGUCAAACGCGCGGGUGAUGUGUUGAAGAGCUUACGGCGCUCUGACAACAGCGCUUCGGCCGAUAAUAUUGUGUUUAAGAUAAAUGAGGAAAAGGACGACAAGGAAGUGUUUCACUCGUUUUUAAAGCCAUCGCUGCCAAAUAAGCCUCAAUUGAAGUCUGGUUCGCGAGUUCUGCCCUCAGGAGCACCGCUUCAGAAGUUAGUCAAAGCCAAGUCUGAAUCAGUGGACAGUGAGAGCAGUGGCUCUAAAUUAGGUCUCAAAUCGAUUGAUAAGAAUUUGAUUACAACGAAGACUGUCAACGCAUGCGACAGGUCGUCAAUACUGGAGAUAUCCGGUGCCAUCGACACCAGUAUAUCAUCGCUCAAAUCGACGUCGGCAACCACGGCGCCCACAGCUCAGACAUCGCAGUCUAUAAUGCAAUUGACAGACAAGAUUCAACUCUUCAGACAGUCUUGUAAACAGUAUUCAGAGGAGUGUCCGCCUCAGCAACGCUUCCGAUUUAGGGAACUGUUGACCAAAUUUGACACUAAUUGCGAUCAAUUGAAGACAUCCAACACAUUGACGACAAACCGAUUAUUAACUGAUAUUCAGAACACACUCCGAGAUAUUGUGAAUUUGGUUCAGAGAUGAGUGAAACAUCACUUCUCAUUCAAAUAAUUGUAUUCAUUUGCGGAUCAAAUGUGCGUUUCUUCCUAAUUGUGCGGGAAUUGAGUGCCAAACAAAUGGGUGGCAAUCAAGCGAACGGUUUUAUUACCAUUUAAUGUGAAUUCAAUUUUUAUCAAACAUUUUCCAAACUUUUGAACAUAAAUUUGAGACUAAAAUACAAACUUUUUUUUAUAUACGAGACAAACAAAUAUUGAAAAAUCAUUUUCUACACCACUAUUCCAUACAUUGAAAUGUAUAAAACAAAACAAAAAAGCACUCAAAGGGGAGAACUGAACUUUUUUGACCACUUUUUACCUUUUGGACUGGAGUUGUAUUUCUGAUAUAAAACUCAUUUUUCUGUUUAUUUCUCCCAAUUUUUGUUUGAAAGUAUAAAAGUCUAGUCCGACGGCUG